UUUAGAGAAGGGAAAAUCUAAAAUUGUUUGGUCUAACACGGAGAGAGGCCGACGAUAACGGUCGUGGCUUCAAUCGAAGGGUUUCCGCUUGAGUCAGCUCUUCUGCAAUGGAGGAAUACUCUACAAUUUGUGAUGAAAAACUCGAUAUUCAAAUCGGACGAAAAGUUUAUAAUGAAAGGUGUUUGACAGAGACAAAUGGUGAUUCAAGCUCUGGAGAACUGGCGAAGAGAAAGAGUCCUUUCUCAAAAGUUUACCACAAAAUUGCCUCUUGCUCAUGCUCGUGGAAUGGUUUCCUUUCUCGUCUUGUCUGUCUUGCUCCGAUUAUUCGCUGGUUGCCAAAAUACAGCGUAAAGAAGGACUUAUCAGCUGAUAUUACUGGAGGUGUUACAGUUGGCAUCAUGCAUAUUCCUCAAGGACUCGCAUUCGCCAUGCUGGCUUCUCUUCCGCCGGUCACGGGACUUUACACCGCCAUUAUCCCAGUUUUGGUUUAUAUGAUCAUGGGUACAUCACGACACUUGUCUGUAGGUAGUUUCGCAGUCAUUUGUUUGAUGGUGGCUCAAGUUGUUGAACGUGAAGUGGGUUCCAUGCCAUUAUCACCCAGUCCCACACCAGGUAAUGGCUCGAUGUCCAGUCCUUCUCCGACAGGUGCAAGCACCGGGUUAUGGACACCCCUCGAGUCAGCCAAAAUGGAGGUCGCCAUUUCCCUUUCCUUACUCGUUGGUAUCAUCCAGGUCAUCAUGGGAGUGGCGAGGCUGGGAUUUGUGGCGACUUUCUUGUCGGAUCCAUUGAUCAGCGGUUUUACCACAGGAUCAGCGGUAUUCGUUGUCAUCAGCCAAUUGAAGCAUAUACUAGGACUGAAAGUUCCUCAGAUCACUGGACCACUUGCUUCAGUGAAGAUUUUCACGUAUAUGAUGAAAAACAUUCCCUCGGCGAACAUUGGAGCCGUAAUUACAGGCGUGCUCUGUCUUGUUCUGUUAAUUGGACUGAAACAAGUCAAUGAGAGAUUCAAGCAAAAACUGAAAGUUCCCAUCCCUGCAGAACUUCUAGUGGUUGUUGUCGGAACUGCCAUAUCAUAUGGUGCGGCCAUCAAUGCGAACUUUGGUACAUCGAUCAUAGGAGAAAUACCGAAGGGACUUCCUCCUCUGAGUGUACCAUCUUUAUCCCGGAUAUCGAACAUUUCCUCAGACGCCUUUGUUAUCGCAGUGGUGAUAUUUGCCACAAACAUCUCACUAGCCAAAAUGUUUGCUAAGAAGCGUGGUUACGCAGUCGAACCAAACCAGGAGCUGAUUUCGUAUGGAGCAGGAAACAUUGCUGGCUCUUUUUUUUCGUGUUUCCCGAUCUGCAACGCUUUAGCACGUACAGCGGUACAGGAAAACCUUGCAAACACACAGCUUUGCAGCGUGGUUGUGAUCGCCUUGAUCCUUCUCGUUCUACUGUUUAUUGCUCCACUUUUUUACCAUCUUCCAAAGGCUAUCCUAGCUGCAGUUGUGAUCGCCAAUCUCGUUGGCCUGCUCAGACAAUUUUCAAGGCUGCGGGAUUUAUGGGGAAUUCACAAACCUGAUGCGGUUGUAUGGUUUUUCACUUGUUUUGGUGUCAUACUGUUGGGAGUUGAUGUUGGACUGGGUGUAGGAGUGAUCUGUGCGUUAUUUGCAGUAGUUUUAUCCCUUUCCAGAUCCAGGCACACAAUCCUUGGAAGAGUAAAAGCAACUGAGUUAUAUCGUGACAUCAAGCAAUGUCCCUCGGCCUUCGAGGUCCCUGGUGUGAAGGUGCUGAGACUCGAGUCCCCUCUUUACUUUGGUAACGUGGAGCGCUUCAGAAAUGCGUUGGUUAGUGCUUCUGGACUGGAUCCCAGUUCUCAACAGAAAGCGCGCAAAAGGGUCAAACUUGGAAACGACGACGAAAAAUAUGAUCUUCUCGAGAGUGAAAAUGGAGGAAACUGUAACGGAGAGAUCCCUAAUGGUAAACCAAUUCCUUUGGAAAAGAAAAGGACUCCAAGGACAAGUGCUGUUGAAGUUGACGAGCCGCAAACCUGUAUUCACACUGUCGUCAUUGAUUGUAGCAGUUUUACUUUCAUCGAUUCGGUUGGACUUCAUGCGCUUCCAUCUCUUCUAUCGGAGUUCAAGAAAGCUGGAGUUCAGAUAUACCUGGCUGGUUGCUCUUCAAUUCUCAUUAAAAGGCUCGCAAGUUCCACUAAGAAGGCCGCCAUACAGGCCAUUCCACAUCAUGCGAUGUUUCCAUCCAUUCAUGACGCUGUUAUAUCUGCCAUAAGAUCACGUGACUACGCGCUUUGGGGAGAAGACUUGGAGAAGGAGACAUGUUUGUAAUAUUGAUCCUGGCUGAUAUUUCUGUCGUGGAAAAUUUCAGAUCGUUAGUAGUUCUUUUAUCACUGGCGAACGAAAUAAACGUUUUAAAAAUCGGUGACAGAGAGGGGCAGGGUGAUGAACUCCUCGUGCAGAAUAGAAGGGCCUUUCCGAGAGGUCUAAAUGAGCGUAUCCCAAGAAAACAAUGAAGGUCUACAGACUUAAAAAAAUUCUUAUUUUUAGUGGAUAUUCCGUUGUGGGAGGGAGUUGGGCUCUUAGCCUCUAAAUUUCCAUAUUACCUUAACGAAUAAAUUUUGUAUUUUUCUUCCGUCGGACGGAUUCUGUAAGAGCGAAAUUCACAACGUGAUACACAGAUAUUUAUAUAUAUAUAUAUGUAUAUAUUUUUUUCAAUAUUACGAUUCAUGACGUGAAUAUAUUCCAAAAAAUUCUCACUUUUCAGUGGAAUAUUAAUUUGUACUCAAUUUGAAUAUUAUACAUGUACUUUAGCGAAGUAGUCAGAGGAAGGAAUGAAUAUAUUUCCUCAGCCACUAACCCAACAUAUUUAAUCUUGCUUUAUUUUAUUUUUUCAUUAUAUAUAUGACAAAGUAUCAUUAAACUUGAAAAGUCAAACAAAA
This is a messenger RNA of Pocillopora verrucosa, 2935 nucleotides long. RefSeq names its product prestin. The record is from RefSeq and is a predicted model, not a curated record. Gene Ontology annotation, molecular function: bicarbonate transmembrane transporter activity; sulfate transmembrane transporter activity; chloride transmembrane transporter activity. NCBI's taxonomy places the organism in Eukaryota, Metazoa, Cnidaria, Anthozoa, Scleractinia, Pocilloporidae. Gene Ontology annotation, cellular component: plasma membrane. Gene Ontology annotation, biological process: transmembrane transport.